Molecule: messenger RNA, 1728 nt
Organism: Physella acuta
Lineage: Eukaryota; Metazoa; Mollusca; Gastropoda; Physidae
Source: RefSeq, a predicted model, not a curated record
AUGUCCGAGGUGAGGUCUACAACGGUCAUCUCUCAGCUGGAGGUGAAGGUCAGCAAAUGUCCACAGCAGGAGGCUCUUGUGUUUUAUGACGUCGACCUCCACAGGUGUAGCUUGACUUACCUGGAGUUGUACACGCUAUCGGCCAGGUUCUCGAAACUUCUGCGUGACGCAGGUCUACAGAGAGGCGAGUACGUCUUGAGCACGCUUGACGUCUGCCCCGAGGCGGCUGUGGCGACGAUGGGGGUGCUGAUGGCGGGGGGCGUCAACGUGGCGGUGGAGGUGUUUAUGGCCAGUGGGGACACAUUUUACGACGUAGUGCAAAGAACCAAGGCCAGGUAUAUUAUCGCCUCAACCUCGGAUCAAGAUUUAAACUGGAAGUUAAUUGAGAGCAACUUCUCGUCUAGUGGCGACGACCUUAUUGCGCAUGUCAAAAAGAACGCGACCAACUUGAACUUCCUGGAAAAGGCGUUUAUCGUCAGGAGGUCAGACAACACCAGUUCCAAUCCAGGUUUUCUACAACACCUGAAAUCUAGAUCACAGGCGUAUGUGGACCCGGAUGUUGGACCCGGUGACCUGUGCAUGGUGUUCUGUACAGCAAGUGCUCACUCGCUCGUCUGCAUGGUGGGACACACCCACGGGGGGAUCAUCCAGGGUGCAGAGUCAUUUAGGGACAACCUGAACGGUGCGCGGAACUUCCUCUACCCCUCACCCAACUCCUGGGUGUCCUCCACCCCCGGGGACUUCCUGGUGUGGGGCACCACCAGGGUCAGCCUGGACAGGUGGCGCCCGUCCACAGCACGGACCCAGCACGAGCUUUUGGCUGACGUCAUCCAGCGCGAGACGAUUGAGAUGGCGUGGCUGGUCCCGGCGGACGCCCAGGCCGUCCUGGCGCAUUGGUUGCCACGCCCCCUUCCCAUGGUGCCUCACCUUAUAACAGGUGCCAUGCCAAUAUCCCGGGCUGCUAUCCUGCCGUUGAUGCCAGCUUGUUCUCUGCUCACCAUUCGUUACCUGGCCAGCGAGACCCAGGGCGUCAGUUUUAACAGCUUACGUCACGAGGGAGAUUUCCCAGACUUUGAUACCGGCGUUUUAGAGCCAGGCGUGGAGAUUCAAGUCAUAGACGAGGAUGGUACAGUUCUUGGUUCGGGACAACAAGGACGGCUUGCCUUGAGGACACCUGGUAUGUUCAGACAGUAUGUAGGACAACCUGAACAGGACACAGAGGACAGAUUUACACCUGACGGAUGGUUCCUCUCUUCUGAUGCUGGUUACCUGAGAGAAGACGGACACUUGUUUGUGAGCGGCCGAAAUGACGACAUGAUCUUACACAACAUCUUUAACAUUCAUCCGUCGUGGAUAGAAAAAGACAUCAGGACACACCAGGACGUUGAAAAAGUCGUUGUUGUUCCUAUACCCGACAAAGUCAACUACCACAACAUCUGCGCAUGCGUGGUAAGAAAACCCGGCAGUGACGUCACGAAAGAAGAAAUCCAAUCCCACUUCCGGAGUCAGUACGUGGCAGACGAACAGGACACGUUCUGUCCUACGGAGGUCCUGUUUCUUGAGUCGUUUCCAGAGGCGUCUCCCGGCCGGGUGGACAGGAGGGGACUGGCCCGUCUGGCUCAGGAGACCCUGGGGACGGCCAGGCUUGCGGAGUACGCGGUGGGUGUGGUCAAGCUGUUAGUUAACGGCCGCUUUGACUCGUCGGUGAAAGAUGAUCAGGACAUGUAA